UUCAAGUAUACCAUGCUUUAAUCGUACAUAGUUUGUCCUUUCUUAUACACCGCCAUUAACACACAUUUAUAUACGUGUAACUCUGCAUCUGAUCACUGAUUCACAGAUACAGUACUGACAGUUUUCUCAGAGAAAAGAAGGAAAGGAAGAAAAGGGUGUACUUGACUUUAAAUUUAGGGGAAUUUGAUUAGAUAUGGUUGAGUUUCUUGGUGAGAUUGAACCUCCUAGCCCUGUUUAUGAAGCAGAGCUACCGGAGGAGGAUGAAGAACAAGAGGAGGAGAUUAGUUACGAAGAGCUCAAGAAGCGGAUGUGGAAGGACCGUGCGCGGAUGCAGAAGAUGAAGGAGAAGCGGGAGAGUUCGGAGUCCGAUCAUGAGUCUAACGCCAAGCAAGAAGCGUCUCGCCGCAAGAAGAUGUCUCGAGCUCAAGAUUCCAUCCUCAAGUACAUGGUGAAAAUCAUGGAAGUUUGCAAGGCACAAGGCUUCGUUUAUGGGAUAGUUCCGGAGAAAGGAAAACCUGUUACCGGCUCAUCUGAUAGCCUCCGCAAGUGGUGGAAAGAGAAGGUUAAGUUCGACAAGAAUGCUCCGCCUUCUCUCGAGGAACACUUGCCGAUUGUUUUCGAACAAGGCGACGUGGACAUUGUUUCUAGCUUGCAUCUCCUUCAUGACUUGCAGGAUACUACUCUGGGAUCACUUCUUUCCACUUUGAUGCAAGACUGCGCACCCCCGCAACGCAGAUUUCCAUUAGAGAGGGGCAUAGCCCCUCCUUGGUGGCCAACCGGGAAGGAGCUUUGGUGGGGGGAACAAGGUCUGUCUCAACAACAUGGUCCCCCUCCUUAUAAGAAGCCUCAUGACCUUAAAAAGGCCUGGAAAGUCAGUGUAUUGGCUGCUGUGAUCAAGCAUAUGGCCCCAAAUUUAGAUAGGAUGAGAAGGUUAGUGUUACAAUCCAAAUGUUUGCGAAAGAUGACAGCCAAAGACACUUUCACUUGGUCUAAAGCGGUUAACCAGGAAGAAGCCCUUUUACGUCUCACAGAGAAAUGUCUCAAAAUCUCACCUGACAAAGAUGAUAGGGAAGAAGAGGAUUUAGAGCACAGUCAUCCAGAUGACAGGGGCAAGCAAGGUGAGAGGAUUGCCAUCUCUAAAGAUAAAAGGAAGUGGUUUUUUGACCGAGAGGUUACCCCGAGUACGUUAUUCGCUUGCCAGAAUUCGAUGUGCCCGCAUAGUGCACUGGAAUUAGGCUUCACAGGCAGGAGCUCAAGGAGUGAACAUGAAUCAAGUUGCUCCUACAAGUCUAAAGAAAGUGAUGUAAGCCAAGAAAGCAGUGAAGAAUCAGAAUUUUGUGAUAGGAAUAUUGUUCCAUAUGACCAUCACUCAUUUGGUCCUCAGACCAAAAUGAAUACAGAGAGCCCUGACAGUAUUGGGAAGUUGCGUGCCGUGACAGAUUGGCUCGACAUGGAGCUAGAAAAGGCUAAUGGUCAAGAAAGUGAUAUGCAGCAACUAAAUGAAGUAGGGGAUGCAUCUGACAUGGUUUUGCAAGAUUAUAUAAACUAUUUAACUUGUGCAAUUGAAGGUCUACCUUUGCCACCAGAAUUUCUGUUUCAAAUAGGAGAUAUGGACUUAAGUUCGUUUCCAUCAUCAUAAGAGGACAUUGAUAAUCAAGGAUUAACUUCAAUUUGGGAUAUGGGAUUUGAUGGAACAUCCAAAUCAUGAGUCGAGCAAAGACCGAAGAUCGAGUUAGCUGACAGCUACAGGCUCAUGUUUGCUCAAACACUUGAGAUUUCA
Hibiscus syriacus is the source of this 1780-nucleotide messenger RNA. Its product is annotated as putative ETHYLENE INSENSITIVE 3-like 4 protein. The record is from RefSeq and is a predicted model, not a curated record. Gene Ontology annotation, molecular function: DNA binding; DNA-binding transcription factor activity. Gene Ontology annotation, cellular component: nucleus. NCBI's taxonomy places the organism in Eukaryota, Viridiplantae, Streptophyta, Magnoliopsida, Malvales, Malvaceae.